AUGAUGUUCCUGUUCCUCUUUCUGAUUGUUGAGGUUUCUGCCAUAAUCCCUUCCUUCAAAGUCCCCAGAUCCAACUUCACUCAACACGGAACGGCUUUUCAAUACGAUGACGCUCUCGUCCUGACGGAGAUGCACUGUGCUGUUCACCGGUCAGCAACACAAACCGGCAGAAUUCACCAUGCAAUCCCCAUAAAAUUCCUAGAUCAUUCGUUUCAGCCCUUUAGUUUUUUCUAUUCCAAACUUCAGUUCUCUGUAAACUGUCAACCACGGCAAUGUCCGCCUGGUGACGGCCUGGCUUUGGUAGUUACCUCCGAUUCGUCAUUGUUCGCUUCCGAGUCCAGUGGGAGCUUCGGACUCCCCGCCGAUAAACUUCACGAUUUAUCGUUUGUGGCUUUUGAAUUUGAUACAUCAUAUGAUGAAGUCUUCUCAGAUUUAAACGCAAAUCACGUUGGAGUCAACAUAAAUUCUUUAAUGUCCAUGGCUGCUGUGGAUCUAAACACACAUGGAAUGAAGUUGACCAGUGGCGUACAAAUAACAGCAUGGAUUUCAUAUUCUCAGCCUGAUACCUUAAUUCAGAUUUGGAUGUCGUAUUCAUCUACAAAACCUCACCAUCCUAUUCUAACAGUUCCAGUGGAUCUGUCGACGUACUUUACUGGUUAUAUCUUCGUCGGCUUAACCGCCUCCAAUAGAGGAGGUUCAAGCAGUCAUAUCGUUCAUAGUUGGUAUUUCAAGAGUUCUGAAUCUCCCUACAUCGCCGGAGAAGCUGCGGGGCCGGAAUUUUGUGAUGUUUGUUUUCCAGGUCCUAGAAGGUAUUUGAUAGAUUUCACCAUCACUAAUGUGCUUUUUUUCUUUGGCGUGCCUGCUUUGAUUAUCGUAUCCCGGUCGGUGUGGAGUUACACUCUUCGUCAAGCUAAGAGAGUUAGAGUGAGUUUUGAUGAUGCAGGUCUCUCUCUCUCGCUGGUUUACGAUCAUAAACCACCACAUACUACAUCGGUUGAUUUGAUCUCCUUUUCGAAAGACGGACGAGGAGGAGAAAAGGGUAUGUUUCAAACCCUAAAACAAUUUGAAGGUUACAUGUAUGCCAAGUGUUUGUGAAAAUGCUUAAAUGAAAUACAACUAUUUAAGAUAGCGAAGAAAACAAGCAAAGGUUGAAAAGAGAACGUCCAGAUGACAUACCAACACACAAACCAAUACCUGCUUCUAACAAGUCUAUGGAUGAUCAUCUUUCUCAUUGCAAGAACCAGAGAGCAUAUGAUAAAAGCAGGCUUUGUCGAGGGGAACGAAAAUACAACUCUGAAAAAGUAGUAGAAUGAAAGGGAAAUGAGAUUACAGGGCUGAAAAGAAAAAAGGUCCUAAUCUCCAAUAGCCAUCACUAUCUCUACCAAAAGCAAGGGCCAUGGAAUGCUAACCAGAAAGUUAGUAGUUGAGUCUCUUUGAAUUUUUAGAAGAUAGAUAUUUAUACAAAAAAUGGUGUAUUGAUUGAGAUGAGGGGUAAUUUUGUCUUUCUGUAAUUGGGUGUUUGGUUAUUUCUAUUAAUAACUAUCUGUUAUAUUUAUAGAUAUGUUUGAAGAUUUUUAUGGUGGGCAUUAUUGAUAUAAAAUUUGUGAAAA
Molecule: messenger RNA, 1610 nt
Organism: Lactuca virosa
Lineage: Eukaryota; Viridiplantae; Streptophyta; Magnoliopsida; Asterales; Asteraceae
Source: the annotation of a GenBank genome assembly